Necator americanus (New World hookworm) is the source of this 561-nucleotide messenger RNA. RefSeq lists its product as uncharacterized. The record is from RefSeq and is a predicted model, not a curated record. The coding region runs from base 1 to 561 and encodes 186 amino acids. Lineage: Eukaryota; Metazoa; Nematoda; Chromadorea; Rhabditida; Ancylostomatidae. The transcript has 2 exons.
AUGAUGAAAUCUCUUCCUCCUUCUAGGAUUCUUGAGAUGACGAAGAUCACCCGUUCAAUAUCGAUUGACGAAAAGAUUCCUGACUCAUGGAGACACGCUAUUAUAGUUCCUCUCCACAAGAAGCUAUCCGUUACGGAACCCAGCAAUUACCAUGGAAUAUCAUUGCUGCGUGUAAUGUACAAGUAUUUGGAGCGGAUCAUCCUGGGUCGACUGAUCCGACAUCGCGAAGAAACCACUCGUGACGAGCAAGCCGGCUUUUGCUCUGGUCGAUCGACGAUUGACCAGCCUCUACAAAUAGCAUUCUUGGAUUUCAAAGCCGCUUUCGAUUCACCUCAAAGAGGCCGUCUUCUCAAUGCGCUUCUCGCCAAUGGAGUUCCAGAAAAGUACGUACGCCUAAUAAACGACAUGAAUAGAAGAACUGCUGCCGUCCGAACACCAGCAGGAUGUACUACACCGUUCGAAGUGGAAACUGAAGUGCUGCAGCUUACGAAGUGCGACUCCGCUCUGAUAAAUGCAAGCAGAUGUGAGUCUCCUCGAGACCCUCAACGGGAAUCAGGGUGA